AUGGGCAAACCAAGGUUGAUCAUCAUUAUCAGACAUGCUCAAUCCGAAGGGAACCGUGACAAAGCUAUCCACCAGACGACGCCAGACCACAGAGUCGGAUUGACGGAAGAAGGGCAUCGCCAAGCGCUUGCAGCAGGAGAGAAGCUUCGUGCUCUCCUCCGAACCGAUGAUACACUACACUUCUUCAUUUCUCCAUACAGGAGGACCAGGGAAACGACAGAAGGUAUUCUGAAGAGUCUGUGUUCGAAUGAACCUGCCCCUUCACCAUUCCAGCGACACCACAUCAAGGUAUAUGAGGAACCAAGGCUGAGGGAGCAGGACUUUGGCAAUUUUCAGCCAGACACCGAAGAAGUUGAGAGACUGUGGCGAGAGCGUGCACAAUAUGGUCACUUCUUUUAUCGCAUUCCUAAUGGAGAAAGUGGAGCAGACGUCUAUGACCGCGUAUCAUCCUUCAAUGGUUCACUCUGGAGACGGUUUUCCGAAGACACAAUGGCCAGUGUGGCUGUUCUCGUCACUCACGGUCUCUGCAGUCGCGUAUUUCUGAUGGCUUGGUAUCACUACAGUGUGGAGUUUUUUGAGGAUCUCCGAAACAUCAACCACUGCGAAUUUUUGGUGAUGAAGUUGGGCGCAAAUGGGAGGUAUGUGCUUCAGAACAGUCUACGGCGAUGGUCAGACCUUAGGAGAGAGAAGGCGGCCAGAAAAAACAGCGUAUCUUCUCCAUCAACACCCGCAAAUGUCGAAAACAUACCAGUUAGACGCUGGACGAUGUCCAAAAACGCCCAUGACCCCACCGGUGCCAGUUACAUUCCUACGCCGGUACGGAAAAGUACGAUAGACAUGUUCAGAGAUGAGCCGGAAACCGUACAGGAAGGAGGCGAAUUCAAGCGUAAUCCAAGGGCAACCCCGGCCGAGAGGAGAAAUAGUACGAGCAGGGAACAAAGUCGCACAAGAGUGCGGUCAUCCAGCAACCUUCGAACCUCUGUCGCUAAUCUAACAUUGGAUACGGGGAGAAAAAGUGCGAAUCUGAGUGGGAUAAAAUCAUACCUUGGUAGAGACGGUGGCGGGACAAGAUCGGGCCAGGGCUCACCCUUCGGAUCCGAUGAUGAGUUGGAAAGCGAGAGUCCCAGGGGAACUACGCAGUCUUUUGGCUCUUUGUCGGGGUCUCAUGAGAAAGGCAAGAAGGCCUUCUCUUCGUCACUGGCUCGAGCAUUGAGAGGAGAGUUGGACGAUCCAAAUAGGAAGAUGGCAGAUGCGCUUGGCGAUCAGAGUGAUGCAGAGGUGGAGGAGGCAGAUCUGGAGCUCGGGACACAGGAGCGAGUUUCUGGCGAGCUGCAGCAAAUCCUAGAUGAAGAGAGGCGGGAGCGGAGUCACCGAAGUAUAUACUAG
This is a messenger RNA of Fonsecaea nubica, 1386 nucleotides long. RefSeq lists its product as hypothetical. The transcript has a single exon. Lineage: Eukaryota; Fungi; Ascomycota; Eurotiomycetes; Chaetothyriales; Herpotrichiellaceae. Gene Ontology annotation, molecular function: phosphatase activity. The record is from RefSeq and is a predicted model, not a curated record. Bases 1 to 1386 code for a protein of 461 amino acids.